Pogonomyrmex barbatus (red harvester ant) is the source of this 3366-nucleotide messenger RNA. It is a transcript of the gene net, whose product is annotated as atonal bHLH transcription factor 8-like protein net. Gene Ontology annotation, biological process: anatomical structure morphogenesis; positive regulation of transcription by RNA polymerase II. Gene Ontology annotation, cellular component: nucleus. The record is from RefSeq and is a predicted model, not a curated record. Lineage: Eukaryota; Metazoa; Arthropoda; Insecta; Hymenoptera; Formicidae. Gene Ontology annotation, molecular function: DNA-binding transcription factor activity; protein dimerization activity; E-box binding.
UGGUGGUAGCGAUGGUAGUGGUGGUGGUGGAAUGGAGUACAGACCAGUCGAGCCUCCCUCGCACUCGCACACGUAAGAGGAUGAAACGGAGUCGAGAGUACACGAGGCGAGUCAGUUCGCUGUCGACUGCGUUCGGAACAGGACGUGUGUCGGCCCACGUCGAGUUGAUCGCCUAGACAGAUUCGCGAGAGAACUCCUCUAUAAACUCUCCUCUAUCGCGCUCGUUCGAGGGCGAUUUUUUGGGAUUAUCCGGAAAUCGGCGGCCAGUUUAUCAGCCAGUUGGUUUUACACGUGCCGAGAUUUGUGGAUCUGUAUAUCGCGAAAAGAAAAGAAAAAGUGCAUUUGUGCGUGAGGGUGCAAAGGGUGAAUCGAGGGGAGGGAGUAACCGGUGAAGUGCCGGUAGUCCAUGAGAGGAAAAUGACCGAUCACGUGGUGGAAAGUACGUUCGAGCUUUCAGCUUUCAUGAAAGCUGGUAUCAUGGCGGGUUCAGAGAGGGACAGCGGCUCUUGCAGCAGCGUUGAUGAGGAUAGUAGAUCUAGCCUGCAUUCGCCCACUUCGUCCGAAGACAGUGUCGAGGUGCAAGUGACACCGAUUUCGCUGCGAAACAAGCGGAAGCUGGCGGAACCGCGAAAGAUCCAGGAGCCGGCGGUUAUCGCGACGCCAUUGAAAAAGAGACGGUUCGAUCCAAUUUCCGAGGAGACUACUGUGGAUCAAGAGGCGGCCAGAUCGUUGAACACGCCGAAUCCCUUCCGACCAUGGAUUCCUACUUCCUGCAAGAAUGAAUCCAAAACAACCACGACUUCGACGACGACAUCGACGAUGACAACUUCAAAGACAAUUUCUGACACUACAACGACGACAACGAUGACAAUGUUAACAUCAACAACAUCCAAUGAGAAGAAAGAAGAGGAAAGGAGGAAAGAGCAAGACGAGACGACACAGAGGCUGCACGAAUCAUUCAGAAGGUUACAACAACCUGUCGGUAGUAAUCGACCAGCUGUUUCACCCCGACGAGAACCUCGUCAAAGGUUGCUCGAGUCGGCGACGCCAACAACAGCACCGGCAACGUCCCCAUCGAAUAUCUCCUUACCGCAUCCUAGGCUGCAGGACGAGCCACUGUCCUUGGUGGUGAGAAACGAGAUGCCCAGAGUGCCGUCACAUCCCGCAGUGAGUGGCACCUACGAGAAGACGCCGUCAUAUAUGAUGGAACAUUUACUGGCGACGUCGUCCGGCCGUAAUCAUCAAAAUCAUCAGACUCAUCAGAGUCAGCAGCGGAGUCAUCACAGUCACCAGUCGGCCUCCGCGACAUCGAGACACCACCAUCAGGGCGGCCAACAGAGGAAUUACAAGAAUAUGACGAGGGAAAGACGAAUAGAGGCGAACGCUCGAGAGAGAACCAGGGUGCACACCAUCAGCGCGGCCUUCGACACCUUGAGACGCGCCAUACCGGCCUACGCGUAUAACCAGAAGCUGUCGAAGCUGUCGGUUCUGAGGAUCGCUUGCAGUUAUAUCAUGACGCUCAGCAAAAUUCUGGGAAAAGACGAUGAGAUGGCCACGAGAAGCAACGGGCUUGCAAGCUUGGGCAGCUGCGUGGAAUUGGUCUCCAGGACCAUUCAGACGGAGGGCAAGCUUAGAAAACGGAAAGACGACUGAACGAAUCCUGUUUCCAUUUAAGCAACGGAACAAAAAGGGAAAUGAUGGACAAUGAAGUUUGUUACAUUCGUAUCGGAAAUAGCGGAAAAUGCUCCGCUCCGCAUUGUCAAACGCUUAUUCGCCUUCUAUUCUCGAUGCCAUUUAAUUUUUGCAGAGGAGGGGAGGACGACCUAGGGUUAAGUAAACCUAAGUAAACCUGAUCACCACCGGUUUCUACGCUGUGUGAUUGUCUCGAUUAAUUCGUGGUGUAUUGAUUAGGAAUGCAUUAACUAGAAUCGUGAGUUACAGGCGCAAUAGAAGAAAUUUCGAAAGAAGUGAAAGAUUUUCGAAAAAUAACAAUAAUUUUAAUUAAAUGAGCAUGAGUCUUAUUCGCAGAAAACUUUAUAGGAUAAGUACUUGUCGUUUUACAAAAAUUAUAUAUUACGCUCUUUGGAAUAAUAGUAAGCUUUAAAUUUUAAUGGGUAUUACCAGCAGAGAAUUUCUUGCGGCGCCCACAAUAGGGACUUGUCUAUCCACGUACCGACAGCAGUUGCACAACCAGACAAUAAAUCUUUAGAAAGAUCCUCAUACUUAGGUCACGCUUAAUUUACAACAGACACUGCCUGCAAUCCUUGCACUGUGUCUCGGAAAUUACGAUGAAGAGCGAUAAACAUUUAUGUAGAAUCUAACAAUUCAUGAUAGAAGCUAGUCUCGAAACCUUAACCCUUUCAAAAUGAUAUCUUGUUCAAAUAUAUCUACUGAUGUAUCCUGUAAAAUACAUUGGUAUUUUUAUCGUGAUAAAACAUUUUUAAAAUGCUUAAGCUCUCUUAUAAAGUAUAAAUAAAAAUUAACUUUAUGUGAAUAAAUUUAAAUUUAAUUAAGUUUGUAACAAAUUAAACUUCAAUUGAAAAAUUAAAAUAUCUUUAAGUAUAAUUUAAUUUAAAAAAGUUUAUAAAUAAAAUUUUAAUAAAAUUAAAUUUUUUUAAGUGUAUUUUUUUCAAUUUAUUAUUAUUUUUUUAAUUAUACUUGUAUUAUGAAAUCAUGUUUCCUACAUUUUUAUAGCAAAAAUAUAGAAUUUUUCAAUUUAUUAAUGUUAGAAUUCAGAAACCCAUUCAGAAAAAAAAUUAUUUUUCACUGACUGUGGAUCAAGAGAUUUUCAUCAAACUAUAAUUAUAAUUCUUUAAAUUUACAUUCUCGCAAUAAAACCAUAGAAAGCAUUUACUUUAUUAUUAAUGUAUUAUUCUAAUAAAGUUUUAAAUAAUCUUUGGGAUUAUUGCCUUUUGAAAGGGUUAAACGUGUAGCACGCAAACGGGCCUUACCUCGACCGAGCGGAUUCGUAUAUCAUGUAAAGCGACGAUUUUCAAACUAUUAAGAUUUUCAAUCUAUUAAGAUGCAUACUUAUUUCAACGAAAGGACAAAAGAAUCGAUCGCCUGCAAUCUGUUGCUUACGAAACACUAAUCUAAAAUAUGCGCGAAAACGAAAAAGUACGAAAUAAAAAGGAAGACAAUAAUGCUGCUUGUGAUGUUCUCUGAUAAGAUAGUGAACGUUACACAUACAUUACAAAAUUAUAAACGGUAUCAUCUUCCUAUAGAAAUAUAUGAUAGAUAAAAAAUAUGUAAAAAAAUCGUCGCCGUAAACAGGAUGGAAUUUGCUAGAAUUGUCUCAUUUUCAGGAAAACUACUACUUUAAAAUUUUCAGAAUACACUACUAAAUCAGAAGUCAAAAAACGGAAA